Poecilia reticulata (guppy) is the source of this 1933-nucleotide messenger RNA. The record is from RefSeq and is a predicted model, not a curated record. NCBI's taxonomy places the organism in Eukaryota, Metazoa, Chordata, Actinopteri, Cyprinodontiformes, Poeciliidae.
AUGUGUGAACAAGCAGGAAGUGGACUACAGCGCAGGGCAUUCUGGAAAUGGGACCCGAACCUGAAGCUGGUAGCGGAGAGCUACGCUGCUAAAUGCAUCUGGAACCACAACCCGGCGCUGGACGACACGGGGGAGAAUCUGUUUGUGAGCAGCGGGCCUCUGGACCUCCGAGACGCUCUGGAGAAAUGGUUCCUGGAACAUUCGGACUUCGACUACCAGAACAACAGCUGUGAUGAAGACAAGAUGUGUGGGCACUACACACAGAUGGUUUGGGCCGACACACACCGGGUCGGAUGUGCUUUUCAUCUCUGCAACACGAUGGAGGGGCUGGACUGGGAGCGAGUGUCUUUCCUGGUCUGCAACUACUUCCCAGCGGGGAACUAUGAGGACCAGCGGCCGUACGUUGAGGGCGACUGGUGCUCCAGCUGCCCAGAAAACCUGCAGAAGUGUGAGAACAAUCUGUGCGUUCCUGACGUGGAGGAAGAGGAGGUCAGCUUCGGGUCAUCUGAUCCGCCUCCUGCUGCGAGUCCUUCAUCAACCAGUGAAACCAUCACUGCUGUUCCGACUCCCAGAGCUCCCAGUAUGACCCCCGCGGCAGGCAGCGCUGCGGACUCGCCUCCUCCAGGAACUGCGCAGCAGGAAUUCCUCUUGUCUCCCACAUCCAGAGCGCCGCGGGAGGAAGAGGAGGCUGGGAAGAGCGAUGAGGAAGAGGAGGAGAGGGAGGAGAGGGUCAUCAGGAAGCAGGAGAUCUGGCAGAAAACGUUUCCUCAGUCCAACAUCUCGGCCGGUUCCGGUUCUGUGUGCGCGGCGCCGGUCCUGCUGGCCGGCCUGGCCGGACUCCUGACUCUGUGGCUGUGAGCAGAACCAGGAGAACCGCCUCCCGCUCUGACCCGUAAUAAUUCACAAGCUGCUGUUUUAACUGCGUCUGGACCGGAAACUGGGUCCGAGAACCUGAUUCAGCCUGAACGGAACCAGAACCAGAUCCAGACCCUGACCUGGAGGAAAACGUGCCGAUCUGACGGGAACAAACCCAAACCGGAGACCGGAAACUGGAAAAUAAGAGUUUUAAACUGGAAGCAGGUUUACCUGCCGAAGCUGGUAAAUUAGAAAGAUGUCUCACUCUUUUCAAAAUCUCACACUUAAGAAACGAACCUACGGGCUUCCUUUAAAGUUACACUGUCAGAAAUUAACAGCAAUAAUUUGGGUUACUCAGCCUAACGGGAUGAAAUGGGGUUCAUAUUUAACCAUGUCUUUAUUUCAUUAGCAUUUGCUACAGUUAGCAAGCUAAUUAUUUAGCUUCCAACUAAAUAUUUUAUUUGCAAGCUGAAUAGUUAGCCUUAAAAUGAAUAUUUAGCUUCAAAAUACAUAUUUAGUUUGGAGCUAAAUAUUUGUUUUACAAACUAAUUCUUUACGUUCAACUAAAUGUUUACCUCAGAGCUAAAUUUAGUAGAUAUGGAGAUUUAAUUUCUAAAUAUUUAUCUAAAACUGUGACUUGUAUAAAUAAAUGAAUGAGUAAAAAUAUGACUUUGGAAAAUAAAGCCCCGUUUUCUUCUUUUAAGCUAAAUAACCCAAAUUAUUCCUGUUCAUUUAGUAACUCUGUUAAAGGCGUCCCAUAUGAAUCCAGUUAAACUCCCAGAGUUUACAUUGUGACAUUAAAGUGACGGUUCAUCGGAUUGCUGAGGCGUAGUCAGUAUCUUACCUCAGGAUGUGGUGUCUAAGAUCAGGUGUCCCGUCCUGACAGUCCAGGUCCUGCGCUAAGCUAACAAGUCCUCCCAUCUAAUCCCCAUUUUUAAUCAUUAAAUGAUCCCAGAAUAAUCACCGGAAAACUAAAUCAGCAUCUUCACAUAAAGUCCAAGUUUGUCAGAUUUUCUGUUUUGUUGCAUCGUUUUCUGUUUCUGUGGCGACUGUGGGAAUAAAGUUUUUAAUAUUUUUG